AUGAAAGUCUCGGAAACGUCAAGUUUCUGGCUAAUUGUGCUGUUAUAUGUUUCAAUACACAUUGUAUUACACACACUUGACUUCUCAAGUAUCCUGGAAAAGCGAAUUGAAAUUUCUACACCCGCUUCCAGUUUCUUACGUGUAAAGGAAGGUUAUUAUUUAUACAAAAAAGGAAUUGAUCCAUAUGAGGGUGUUGUCUUCUUCCAAUCGCCUUUUAUUUUACUUUUACACACUUGUUUGAGCGUUGUUUCUGUUCCUAAUUUUUCCCGGGUUCUAUAUCCUGUCGCCGACAUUGUCGGUGCAACUGCUCUUCGUGCUUUACUCCUUUGUUUAAAAAAACAGAAGCGUUUUACUUCUUGGAGUGUAAAUGGACUUUGUUCUCUAUAUCUGCUCAACCCAUUAACUAUAGCUGCUAGCGUCGCCGGGUCAUCGGAUUGCGUUUCAAACGCACUCACGCUUAUAGCUUUGUACUGCGCUGUUGUUGGAUCUACUGCUGGCUUGGGAUGCAGCAUUGCCUUGGUGACCUUUUUUAAUCCAUUCAAUUGCGUGUAUGUGCUUCCUCUCUUUCUUAUAGCACACAAAACUACAAAAAAAGAGAGUACCUUUUCCUGGAAACGCUGUUUAUUUAUAGACUUAGAGUAUACUGCUCUACUCUUGCUCACUAGUUAUCUGUUUCUGGGCUCCUGGAAGUUCUUAAUCUCAAGUAUCACCUCUAAUUUCAUCCUGCAGAAUCUCUCUGUGAGUCUUGGUCUGUGGUGGUACUUCUUUAUUGAAAUAUUUGAAACGUUUCGCUCGUUUUUCUUGUUUGUGUUUGCAAUUCAUCCAUUCACGUAUACGCUUCCCGUUACAAUUAGGUUACGAAAACAACCAUUGACUGCUUUUGUUGUUCUCGUGGGAGUAACUGGUCUUUUGAAAUCAUAUCCCAGUAUUGCGGACUUGUCACUUUUCGUUACUCUUAUCCAUAUCCUUGAUUUUGGAAAGAGCCGUUUAAAGUUCGUAUUUUUGGCGGGUAACACACUUUUAUACUCUCUUUUUCUUGGCCCAGCAUUCUUUCAAGCUUGGAUUUACCUUGGCAGUGGCAAUGCCAAUUUCUUCUAUGCCAUUACACUUGUAUACGCGCUUGCUGUUGCCCUACUCGUGUCCGAUAUUCUCCGUGCCGCUCUGGAAAAUGAAUUCUACCAGGAGCAUCCGGAGUUUGUUGGUCAAAAGCUGCUGCAGGUGUUCUAA
Molecule: messenger RNA, 1227 nt
Organism: Schizosaccharomyces japonicus yFS275
Lineage: Eukaryota; Fungi; Ascomycota; Schizosaccharomycetes; Schizosaccharomycetales; Schizosaccharomycetaceae
Product: pig-U
Exons: 2
Coding region: 1-1227 (408 amino acids)
Biological process (GO): attachment of GPI anchor to protein; GPI anchor biosynthetic process
Cellular component (GO): endoplasmic reticulum membrane; GPI-anchor transamidase complex; membrane
Source: RefSeq, a predicted model, not a curated record